AUGUCUCACUUCCUCUUUCUCUUUCUCUCUCUCUUUAUCUAUCUCUCUCUUUCUAGCCACACUCUUUCUCUAUCUUCUGAAAAAAAAUCUAUCAUUUCAGACCAUCUCUACAUGUCUGACUUUCUCUCUGUCUCUUUAUCUUUCCCUCUCUUUCUCGAUUUCUCUCUCUCUCUCUCUCUCUGUCUAUCUGCUGAAAAUAAAGUCUAUCAUUUCAGACCAUCUCUAAAUGUCUCACUUUCUCUCUCUUUAUCUUUCCCUCUCUUUCUCGAUUUCUCUCUCUCUCUCUCUUUCUCCCCCCGCUCUCUUUCUCUAUAUUCUGAAAAAAAAAUUCUAUCAUUUCUGACCAUCUCUAAAUGUCUCAAUUUCUCUGUCUCUUUAUCUUUCCCUCUCUUUCUCGAUUUCUCUCUCUAUAUAUCUUUUGAAAAUAAAAUCUAUCAUUGCAGACCAUCUCUAAAUGUCUCACUUUCUCUCUCUCUUUAUCUUACUCUCUCUCUCUUUCUUCCCCUCUCUUCUCUAUCUUCUGAAAAAAAAUUUCUAUCAUUUCUGACCAUCUCUAAAUGUCUCACUUUCUCUCACUAUCUUUCUCUCACUUUCUCGCCCCCUAUCUUUUUCUAUCUUCUGAAAAAAGGUCUAUCAUUUCAGACCAUCUCUAAAUGUCUUACUUUCUCUCUCUCUUUAUUUUUCUCUCUCUUUCUCCCCCCACUCUCUUUCUCUAUCUUCUGA
Molecule: messenger RNA, 723 nt
Organism: Acanthosepion pharaonis
Lineage: Eukaryota; Metazoa; Mollusca; Cephalopoda; Sepiida; Sepiidae
Source: the annotation of a GenBank genome assembly